Messenger RNA from Panthera uncia (snow leopard), 11749 nucleotides. RefSeq names its product BTB domain containing 10 (gene BTBD10). Lineage: Eukaryota; Metazoa; Chordata; Mammalia; Carnivora; Felidae. The transcript has 9 exons. Gene Ontology annotation, molecular function: protein binding. Gene Ontology annotation, cellular component: cytoplasm. The record is from RefSeq and is a predicted model, not a curated record. Bases 9523 to 10950 code for a protein of 475 amino acids. Gene Ontology annotation, biological process: positive regulation of phosphorylation.
ACCUUUUGGGAUGAGCACUGGGUGUUGUAUGGAAACAAAUUUGACAAUAAAUUUCAUAUAUUGAAAAAAAAAUUCUAUAGAAGUUGUAAAAUCAAUUACCUCAAAGAUUUUAUCUCCAAGUAGCCUCUGGAAGAUCAGGGGCUGAAUGUGAGUUGGCAUUGGAAGUUUUACAUUUUGGUGGAUUAAAUAAGGAGGCCUUUUAAAUAGCCAAAGAACUUUACUUUUAAUGGAAAUUCCAUGCAAUUUUAUUAAAUCUGUGACUAUCUCUAGCGGUUAGCAAAACAUCUGAAGAAAUGUUAAGUACCUAAUGAAUACAUUUUGAACGAAAGCAUAAAUCAUUUAAAUUUGAUAUCAUGGAACUAGUUACACAAAAUUUAGUCAGACAUAAUCUAGUAUAAAAAUAACCUGAAUAAACUUCUUAACUUUAUUCACUUGCCUUACUUUAACUGUAUCCAAUCAGAAGGACAAGCCUUGACAAUUGAAAGGGCUUCCUUCUGUGAAAUUGACCCACAGCUUUAAGGAAUAUUUUGGGGAAACUUAAGGGUUAUUUGAUAAUAUUAUUUAAAAUGUUUUCAGGGCUAUUUCCUAUACUUUCCCUCCUUUAACCCCACUUUCUUAGUGUAUAUCUCCUGAGAGCAAGUAUUGACAAUAAAAAUUGAAUUGUUAUAAUUUUUGCUCAUUUGAGGGUAGGAUUCACAUGAUUGGUGCUCUUUACCAUAACUAAAACAUGGGUAUAAUUAUAUGGUACUAUUCUUUUUUAAUACAAGCAACUAAGUUUAAGACUGUCCAAAAAUCUUCAUAAUUUAUAUUUCCCCUUUACUAAUAGAUUGUGUUAAAUGAAAUUUCUUUCAUCUUAAUGUUAAAACAUUUUGUAAAAGCUUAUAUAUCAGUUGUACUAAACUGUGGGGACACACUUGAAUCAUACUUUCUUCUUGUCCUUAAGGAUCUUACAGUUUAAUAUAAGACACGUGGCAGAAGCAUUCUACCAGUGCAUAAUGAUGGGGCUUAGCACAUGCUACCCCAAAAUGUGGUACCUUGGCAUAUCGAUUACUUUAAGCUGAGGGAAUGUGAGAAAUGGCAUGUGUAGGAUGGACUUUCUGACCUGUCCCUAAAGCAAGUCAAAAAACCCUCAUGAGAGGUAUCUUCCUUUAUCCAGAGGAAAGGAUUAUUCUUCUCUCUGAAGAUGAAGAGAUACAGAGAAGAAUCUGAGGAACAGGCAGUUUGCUACACUUAGCUCAUACUCUGUCCUGUUACAUUUUUCCACAACUUUCCACUCUUCAUCACAUAAGAACUAAAUAAGAACCCUCAGAUUAAUGAUUUCUUCAGGUUUUAAUUUCUUUAUGAACGCUCCAGUGUCAUGUAAAAUUUAUAUUAAACAAAUCUGUAUGCUUUUCUUCUGUUAAUCUGUGUUUUGUUACAGGGGUUUCAGUUGAGAACUUCCAAGGGUAGAGGAAAAAGAUAUUUUCCUCUUCUAUAAUAUGUAUUGACAUAUUGUAGAAGCAGUCAGAAACAAACAAACAAAAACUACACUUAAGCAAGUAAAAUUAAACAGGGAAGAUAAUUUCUGUAACAGAGCCACCUCCAAGUACUUUAUUGUAGAUAAUGCUGUAUUAUGCAAACAGCAUGUGUUAUACUCAAAUACUAUAAGGAAUAUAGUGAAAAGUCUCAUUCCAGCCUUUCUGCAGAGGCAACUUUGUCAUAAGUUUUAUGUGAUAUUUAUAAUGAUUUUAAAAACAUAUGCAUGCAUGGGUAUAUAUAUUUUAUUUAUUUUUAAAGUAAGCCCUAUGCCCAACAAGGGCCUUGAACUCACAACCUGAAGAUCAAGAGUCACAUGCGCUGCUGACUGAGCCAGCUAGGCACAUCGUGUUUGGUUUGCAUAUGUAUUUUUAUUUUUAAAUUUAAUUAAAUUUUUUAUUUUUUUAAGUUUAUUUUUAUUUAUUUUGAAAGAGAGAGAGCAAGUGGGGGAGGGCAGAGAGAGGGAGAAUCCCAAGCCCCAUUGUGGGGCUCAAACUCACAAACUGUGAGAUCAUGACUUGAGCUGAAGUCAAGAGGCAGAUGCUUAACCAACUGAGCCACUCAGGUACCCCUGCAUAUGAAUUUUUAAAACAUACUGAGGUACAUAAUGCACAUCUGUACCUUGCUUUUUAAUGUAGCAAUGUAUCUUGGAAUAUUUUCCUUAUUAGUAUACAUAUUAUCUAUCUCAUUUUUACUGAUUGCAUGAUAUUAUGCAGAGUUUUAACCAGUUUGUUUUUGAUGAACAUUUAGAUUGGUUUCAGGUUUUUGCUGUGACAAAUGUGUGAAGUCAAGGAGAGAAAAUAGAUGUAUGCUUUUUGUGUGUAUGUGUAUGUUAGUAUAGUGGUAUGUAUAAUUAGAACAAGGGCUGAGCAGAAUCUUAAGCUUUUAGUGUAAUACAUAGAUAGAAUAUAUUGGAUAAUAUGGCAGACAGACUCUGAGGUAGUUCCUCUGAUCCCUGCUUGCUGGUGUUCAUGCCCUUUAGUGUGAGCAGAAUAUGUGAUUUCCUUUUAGCCAGAAGAAUAUGCUAAGGGUAAUGAGAUGUUCCCUAAUUAUAAAACUCCAUUUUGCCAGCAUGUUUGCUAUCUCUCCAUCAUUAGUUUUGAAUCCUACUACUAUGAGGAAAUGAACUAUUACAAUCACAGUAAGCUUGGAAGUGGAUCCUUCUCUAGUUGAGCCUCCAAAUGAGGAUCUGGUCAUGGUUGACACCUUCAUUGUGGCCUUGCAGAGGACCCAGCUAAACUCCGCCAGAUUCCUGACCAGCAGAAACUGAGAAAAUAAUAUGUGUGCUGUAAACCAUUGGGUGGGUUUAUGGUAAUUUGUUAUGUCGCAGGGGACUUUUAUCUCCAAAAGAGAGAAUUUUAAAAUUUUAAGCUUCUGGGAUAUAGCAGGAAUGCUAUGAUAAAAAUAACUGAAGGAGUUUUUGCUGAGGUUAGAAACGAGGAUGGUUGGUUUGUUCUUCCAUGCAUUAAAAUUUAUGGGUAAGCUAACAGUGAAAUAAUUGUUUUCAUCUAAGUAUUAUAGGAAUGACAUAAGGUUUUGAUUUAGAUGCUAAAAGUGUUAUCAGCAGUUUUGUCUAAAGUGCGUGGUUUUUUGAUGACCCUGAAAAGUCUAAGGUAUUUUUGAUGUUAAGUAGAACAGGGAGGGUCAGUUCCCUGGAGAAAUAAAGAUAAUUGAAAGUGAGUAGAAAUCCUAUCCCUCCCUAAUCAUUCAUCCCCUGCUCCUGUGUUGUGAUUAUUUUAGCGUUUUUUUUUGUGUUUUUUUUUUUGAACCGGGACAUGGAUGAUACCCGUUUCAUCUUUUUAUUCCAACCAUCUAGCACAUUAUAGGUGCUCAUUAAUUGUUGAGCAACUUCCUAGGAAUUCUCAUUUUCUGUGAUCUCAAAAGGCAACUAGAAAGUCACGAAUGAGCUAAUGAGAUAUACAAAAUUCGCAUUCAAUAGUCUAUUAGAGAAAGUCAGCAAUGUGCCCAGCACUGUGUUACUAUCUAAGGUUUCCUGACUCAUAUUUUUUUAAAGUUUAUCUAUUUAUUUUGAGAGAGAGAGCAAGCGCAUGUGCUUGAGCAGGGGAUGGGCAGAGAGGGAGAGAGAAUGCCAAGCAGGCUCCUUGCUGUCAGCGCAGAGCCUGACUCAGGGCUCAGACUCAUGAACUGUGAGAUCAUGACCUGAGGCAAAAUCAGGAGUCAGAGACUUAGCUGACUGAGCCACCCAGGUGCUCCCUGACUCAUCUAUUUUUUAUAACAAUUUGAUUGGAAGUUAUAGGUAAUAGAGAAAAUAAUGGUAAUGAGAAUUAUGUUAUUUUUUCACAUUUAAGGAAAUUGAGGACUUGGAGGUUAAGAAGCUUCUACAAAGUCAUACGACUAGUUUUUCUGAUUCCAAAAUCUUUUUGUCUUAGUCACUUAGUAUUGUGGCAGAAGUAGAAAGGUUCCCACCAGUUUUCAUUAUCAAAAGCUAUGUGUGUCAUUAUGGCAGUGAGCAGUGGGAAGAUAGCUAGAAGUAUCCUUGAUGGUAAUGGGGACAAUAUGAUUUAGGUUUUUUGAUUAAAACUUGGUUUAAAUAUGUCAUGCUAAUAUGUUUGAUAAUUAUAAGUAUUAAACAUCUCUGCUAAUUUUUUCACUUUCUUUUUGAAUUUCUUUGUAAAUUUACAUCCAAUAAAAUUCUCUUUCUGGUGUACAGGUCUUAUGAAUUUUGACAAAGGCAUACAGUUGCAUAACUACCACCACCGCAAUCCAGAUAUAGAAUAGUUCCAUCACCCCCCCCCAAAAUUAACUUGUGCUGUCCCCGUGUAGUUCCCCAAGCCCUAGGCCCUGGCUGUUCUGUUCUAUAUCCCUGUCUUCUCAAGAAUGUUAUAGAAAUGGAAUCGUCUGGUAUGGAACCUUUGAGUCUGGUUUCUUUAGCUUACCAUAACACUUUUGAGAUUCCAUUUUGUUGAGUGUAUCAGUAGUAACUCUAAUUACUUACAUGUUGUAUUGUUAGAUGCUUUCCCACCUGUGUUUACAGAUAACAUCCAGUCUUUGUUUCUCUGUAGUCUAUGGAUUGGGUAAUUUCUACUGAUCUGUUUUCAAGUUCCCUUAUUUUUUUUCCUCAUCUUGUGUGCUGUUUUGCCCAUCUAAUGAAAUUUUCGUUUUAGUUAUUCUUUCCAGCUACAGCUGAAGUUUUCAUUUUUUGAUAAUUUUCAUUUAUUGAGAAUCCCUUUCUGCCAUUCAUCAAGACCACCUUCUUAUUGUAGUUCUUUGAAUAUAUUCCUUUAAUUGUUUAAAUAUGUGGUUUGAAGUCAUUCACUAAAUCCUAUAUCUGGGCCUACCUGGAGUCACUUUCUAUUGAUUGCUGUUUUACUUUCUUAUUUCUUUGCAUCGCAUAAUUUUUGGCAGAAACCAGGGUAUUGAUUAUAAUGUUCUUAUGAGUAUUGUUGUUUUGUUCUAGUGGACCAUUAAGUUGCCUGGACUCAAUCGCAAACAUUGUUUCCCAAGCAGUGUAUACCAUCUGAUAUCUGUGCUUAGUUCUUACUUCUUCCAGCUACUUGGUUUUUAGUAUGGUCUCCUGGGAGUGAGUGGAGGAAAGUGCUCCCGCCACCUGUGUAAUUUGGUGAUCAGCCAAAAAUUUGGGCCUAGAUUACAUUCACAUUUUGGAGCUCACCCUCCCUGUACUUCCUCUACUUUUGGAUAUUCCCUUUUAAUUUCUAGCUUCUCUGGCUCUGGUGGUUUCUGUCCUCUGACACUCUUAAGCCAAUAAAGGUUUCAGCUUUCUGCUGCUUGGGCUGUGUAUGGUUGGGCCUGCACUCGGUUUAAAAAGCAUCAAACUCCUAGAUCUUAUGCCAUGCAGCUUUCAAGGGUAAAUUCCUCUGUAGUCUACCACAGAGGGCCUGGAGUCUCUCCUCCAUGCAUGUGUAAUUUAGCCUAGUAGAAUUUAUGUUUAGAUUUUGGGCCAUACCUCUGUGUGGUUCUUUCACUUCCACUAUGUCUGACUUAAAUUUCCAGCUGCACUUCUAGUUCUGAAUUGUUUUCUCUACUACUUUGAGCUGUAUGGCUGGCUGGUUUCCUUCACCAUAUUUCUAGGGGAUUGGGAAGGGCACUCAGCAUAAGAACUUCAUCUGAACACAAAAUUCUGUUACCUUUCAGAAUAUGCUCUUCUUUCACUACUUUAUGCUUUGGGAUAUUUGCCAGUGCUUUUAAACAGUAGUUUUAAAAAUAUUUUAUCCAGGUUUACAGGGGGCCUGGGUGGCUCAAUUGGUUAGGUGUCUGAAUUCGGCUCAUGUCACCAUCUCACGGUUUGUGGGUUUGAGCCCCACGUCGGGCUCUGUGCUGACAGCUCAGAGCCUGGAGCCUGCUUCGGAUUCUGUGUCUCCCUUUCUCUCUGCCCCUUCCCUGCUUGAACUCUCUCUCUCUCUCUCUCUCUCUCUCUCUCAAAAAUAAACAUUAAAAAAGUAUUUUCUCAAGGCUUAAAUCAUUGUUAUCUGUAGGAGGCUCACAUGAUUGCUUAACUUGGCUGCCUGUACAGGUUUCUUUUCACCCCUCUGGUUUACUUUUCUUUUAAAAGUUGCUUCUAGGGGCAUCUGGAUGGCUCAGUCAGUUAAGUGUUGACUCUUGAUCUCAGCUCAGGUCAUGAUCUCAGGGUUCCUGAGAUUGAGCCCCAUGUUGGGCUCUGUGCUGACAACGCAGAGCCGGCUUGGGAUUCUCUCUCUCCCUCUCUUUGCCCCUCCCCGCCUCUCAAAAUAAAUAAACUUUUAAAAAGUUGCUCUCACCUGUUGUUUUUAUUAUUUUUUAAGUUUAUUUAUUUUGAGAAAGAGCAGAAGGGACAGGGAGAGGGAGAGAGAGAAUCCCAUCAGGCUCCACACUGUCAGUGCUGAGCCCGACAGGGGGCUCAAACUCACAAAGUGUGAGACCAUGACCUGAGCUGAAAUCAAGAGUCUGAGGCUUAACGGACUGAGCCAGCCAGGCAACCCCCUCCUCCCAGCCUGUUCUUUUUCUUUCACAAUUAUCUGUAGCAGUAUUCAUUCUCUCCAGCCUCUCCAAUUAUUGAUGUAGUUAAAAUAUCCUCUGGAUACUUGCCUUUCUUUGCAGCCAAAGGCAGUCUUGUCUUGGCUCUUCGGGCUGGUAUCACUGUGUGAUUUUAUUCUUUUCAUUGUUUUUCAACUUAUCAGGUCUUUCUCUCCAGUAACCACCACACUUGAAUUACUUUGUUUGCAAAGUUUGAGAGAUAAAAACAAUUUCCCGUUAAUAGAAAAGUUCUCAUAUAAUGACACUAUUCAGAAUGAGAUCCCAGUAGGAUGAACAAAGCCACAAGAUGGCUGAAGUUUAAAAAAAGACAUCUGCUGGCUGUAGGGAACAAAUAUUAUGAAUUUCUGUAUACCUAGCUUAGUAUGUUAGAAAGAACAUGGGCUUGGGACACCUGAGUAGCCCAGUUGAUUACGCAUGGACUCUUGAUUUUGUCUCAGGUCAUGAUCUGGUUGGUGAGUUUGAGCCCGCGUUGGGCUCUGCACUGACAGAAGCCUGCUUGAGAUGCUCUCUCCCUCUCUCUCUGCCCCUGCCCUUCUUGUGCAUGUGCCCGCCCUCCAUCUCUCUCUCUCAAAAAAAAAAAAAAUAAAAUAAACAAAAAAAAAGAACAUGGGCUUUCUGUUAGACUGGGAUUCUAAUGUUAGCUCUAAGAUCUUUUCAUCUAUAAAACAUGAUUAUAAUACUAGCUUGUUUUGAGCUUUAAAUAGGAGAAAAUUAAACUUCCUAGCCCACUGAUACAUAACAUAGGACAGAAUAAAGUCUCCAUGUACUAUCCUUUUUUCAAAAAAAAAAAAACAACAAAACUUUUCUAUGAAUCAUUGCCAUUAAUUGAUACUACCUGGAAAUAGUAUCCUAAAGACCACUUAUUUAUGUUAUUAUAGUCUUGAAGAUUCUGUUCCCCCACACCCCCUUUUUAAAUAGUAAUAUCCAAGAGAAGAGAAGUAAUUGAAUUGCCUUUUUCCUAGUUGACUUUUGACAGUCUCCUGAAUGCAUGUCUCUAGCCAAUUGGCCUAGUUGUUCCUCCCUCUGCACAGAUUAUAUCUAAAUUAUUUAGAAUUUAGAUUAUUUCUUGUCAUAGGCUCUGGGUCUGGAGUUUUCUCUUGUCCAGCAAGAGAGUGGACGCAAAAUUGAAAUGCAAGAGAGGCUAAUGUCUGGGAGGAGACAGGAGCCCCUAGUAAGGGUCCUUGCUCUGACCCUUGCUCCAUUUUGAUUAGGAUCAGAAUGGGCGUGCACAAGGAUACAGUGAAACCGUGGACAUUAACUCAUGGGCAUGGGAAAAAGAGGUUUUGAAGAUAUGCAGUGUUAGGGGUUUGGGUCAGUACAAAACAAAAUUCUGGUGCUUGCUGGGAGGUUGUAUACAGCAGACAGGAGGCGCCACCUCUGUUUACCUAAACUGGCCAAGAGGACAAGAAAGACGAAGCAUGCUACCUCAGGGUCAACAAGGCACCUUUCUUUUGCUAGUUAGUUCCACUCAGGGCAACUUCUGCUGGCUGUUUUCCAUAGUCCUGUUUACCUGUUUACCUAUUUUGGUCCUUCCUUCCUGUGAAAGCAGCUUUCUGCUAUUUUACUAAGUUGGGUGGCAUUUCAGCCCUGAACACCUAAUCUUGUUUACCUCAUUUUUGAUGCUUUCAUCCUGAGGCUUUUCUAUUCCUAUAUCUUUGUCCUGUACUGGGAGCCUAUGCCCUGUUUACCUAAUCUUGUUUACCCAAACUUGGGUGUGUUCAUCCUGUGGCUUUCUAAUUCUUUAUGCCUUGUUAACCCAUCAGUGCAGUCUCAGGGAAUUCCUAAGUUUAUUCCCCACAAUUUCUGUUAUGCCUAAAAAAGCAAUGAACUGUGACGUGUUUUCUAAGAACUUUGUUUCUAGUAGUCCAGUAAUUAUGUUUUUGAUGAUUACAAGAUCCAUACAAUAAUAAACUUUAGUUUGCCUUGUAUGAAGUAUACACUGAGGAGCCAAAAGUCCUCUAUUUUAAAGGAUCUUUUUAUGGUAAGGAGUUUAGAUCAGGACAUGGAGAGUCAUUAAAAGUUCUUAGAUAAUUUUGAUUACAGUGCAGCUAGUAUAGACUGAAUGGUGAUAAAGAGGUCAACCAAAAUCCUUACUGAUACAUGUUAAGGAUUCAGUUGAAGGCAGCAGCCUUACGAAUGAAAAGGGAGAGGAGUCAAAAUUUUGAAGUAGACUUGAUGUUGGGAAAUGAGAAGUCAAGGAUGACUUCGGAGUUCUUGAGUUAGUGAAUAGAGAUGACAUUAGCUGAUGUGGGAGGCCAAGAUAGAGCCUGGCAUUGUUGAAUUUGGGGUGCUUAUUGAAGAAUUCAGAGAUAAUGAAAACAGUGUAUGUAGUAUGUAAAACCUGGUGUUCUCAAGGGUUUGGUCCUCAUGGUUUUUUUGUCCGCUGUCUCCCUGGACCCAGCAAAUGAAGAUGGAAUCCUAAAGAACACCCAAGUUUUAAUGGAGAUGAAGAAUUGGGUAAUGGUGUAAGAACUAUGCAGGUAGGAGAGAGACACAGGAGUAAGUGGUAUGUGGAGCCAUCAACUGAGGCUUUUUUCCUUUACUAGGGUGAGAUUUGGAGCACAGGAACAAUGCCCAACUUGAUUUAGCAUCUUAUAAAUAGCUUGGCGUAUCAUAUUUGGUGUUCAGUAAGUCCUUGAAUGAAUGAAUGAAUGAAUGAAUGAAUGAAAUGAAAUAUAAUGUCACUAUGAUGCAGAGAUUGAUUAAAAUAGAAGAAAUUAUUACACAUUUCAAACUAGUAUAUGUGUGUCAUUUACCUUUUAUCUAUUUGUAGUCUUGUUUAUAGCUUAUUGAUAACAUUUGAAAGUAUGCCAGCACGUGUAGGCAAAUACAGGCAUAUUUUUUCCAGAUAUCGCAGUUUGAAUUUCCCUUGUUUUUAGCCUGUUCGUAGUCUUGACUAUUGGAGGUAAGGAUUGGGAAGAAAUCUUUCACAUGGUGAUACCCAAGUUUUAUUGACAAAUGUUAUGGGUGCUACAUAUGCUUUCAGAGCAGUAGUGUGAGGAAGCUUGAAGUGGGAUGGCAGGACGGCCUCAUCCUUAUGACAGUAACUCCAGUGAUCCAGAGAAUUGGGAUCGGAAAUUGCAUAGUAGACCUCGUAAACUUUAUAAACAUUCAAGUACUCCCGCACGUGUUGCUAAAGGAGUUGUUGACCACACCAAAAUGAGUCUACAUGGUGCUAGUGGGGGACAUGAACGAUCAAGAGAUAGAAGAAGGUCAAGUGACAGAUCGCGAGAUUCAUCUCAUGAAAGAACGGAAUCUCAGCUCACUCCUUGCAUUAGAAAUGUUACUUCUCCAACACGACAGCACCAUGUUGAACGAGAAAAAGACCACAGUUCCUCUCGUCCAAGCAGUCCUCGUCCUCAGAAGGCAUCUCCAAAUGGUUCUAGUAGCAGUGCCGGGAACAGCAGCAGAAACAGUAGUCAGUCAAGUUCAGAUGGUAGCUGUAAGACAUCUGGGGAGAUGGUGUUUGUAUAUGAAAAUGCAAAAGAAGGAGCUCGGAAUGUAAGAACGUCGGAACGAGUAACACUGAUAGUGGAUAACACUAGAUUUGUUGUAGACCCAUCCAUUUUUACUGCACAGCCAAAUACAAUGUUGGGCAGGAUGUUUGGAUCUGGCAGAGAACAUAAUUUUACACGUCCCAAUGAGAAGGGAGAGUAUGAAGUGGCAGAGGGAAUUGGCUCCACUGUGUUUCGAGCUAUUCUGGAUUACUACAAAACAGGAAUAAUCCGUUGUCCUGAUGGCAUAUCUAUUCCUGAACUGAGAGAAGCAUGCGACUAUCUUUGUAUUUCUUUUGAAUAUAGUACUAUUAAAUGUAGAGAUCUCAGUGCCCUAAUGCAUGAGUUAUCAAAUGAUGGUGCUCGUAGACAGUUUGAAUUUUAUCUGGAAGAAAUGAUCCUGCCUCUCAUGGUAGCUAGUGCCCAGAGUGGGGAGCGAGAAUGCCACAUAGUAGUGCUUACAGAUGAUGAUGUGGUUGAUUGGGAUGAAGAGUAUCCACCACAGAUGGGAGAAGAGUAUUCACAAAUUAUUUAUAGCACAAAAUUAUAUAGAUUUUUCAAGUACAUUGAAAACAGAGAUGUGGCCAAAUCAGUUUUGAAGGAAAGAGGUCUUAAGAAGAUUAGAUUGGGAAUAGAAGGUUAUCCUACCUACAAAGAAAAAGUAAAGAAAAGGCCUGGGGGCCGCCCAGAAGUGAUUUACAACUAUGUCCAAAGACCCUUUAUUCGAAUGUCUUGGGAGAAGGAAGAAGGAAAGAGUCGGCAUGUAGACUUUCAGUGUGUAAAGAGCAAAUCUAUCACCAACCUUGCAGCAGCUGCCGCAGACAUUCCCCAGGACCAGCUGGUAGUCAUGCACCCGACUCCACAAGUAGACGAGCUGGAUAUUCUCCCGAUGCACCCUCCUUCUGGCAACAAUGACCUCGAUCCUGAUGCACAGAAUCCAAUGCUGUGAUGCUGAUGUUCCUUGAAACCAUCGCAUGCUACCCUUCACGGUGACGUCGCGCUCUCCUCAUUCUGCACUACAAAGCCACGCUCUUCAUCGUGAGAUGCACAUAACAAUGUUUAGGAUAUUGCAGUGGAGGCUUUUUUAAAGACCAAAGGUAGCUGAAUGGUUUUUUAAAUGAGUACAACUCUAGCAUCCUGAGGUUCCAGUUACAUAAAUGUAUUUGUUUACCAGUAGGUUUGUGAAAUUGGUUCUUUGUAUGGGGAACUGUCCUUUUUCACACAUCUAGAUAUUUUCAGAAGUGGUGAAAAUUGGCAGCUGGGGUCUUUUCAGCUUAGAUUGAUACUCAUCACACCCCAGGUAAAAUGUAGAAUAUUACAUAGUUGCACUUUAUAAAUGGUGGUUAAAUGGAACUGUUCAAGCCAUUUUUAUAGUUGUGAUGCACAAUAUAACUGAAAUAAGUGCUUCUAUCAAAGUAUUCCUUCAGUAAAAUGUGUAUAGUUUGCUGCCCAUGAUGAGCAAAAAAAAAAAAUGAGUAUUUAUCAUUGGGCUUAUUUGAAUGAUUAGGAUGAGAGUCAAUGCCCCUAUCUAUCUUCUCUCCAGUGCUGUUCUUGCCCUUUUACAGUGAGUCACAUGCAGGAAGUGUGAACAUCCAGUCUGCCUUACCCUUUAUCUGUUCAGAUAUUUAUUUACUAAUUUUUUUUUCUUAAGAGUUAUGGGAUAGGAAAAUGAAGUGUUUGCUCUUCAUUUACUAAAUGAUUGUAAACUCGAGUUUUUCAUCAAAAUAAAAUUCCAUUGUUUUAAUGUU